UUGCGUGGAGGUGUACGCGGCAGGGCGGGAGUGGCGGAGACGGACCGAGAACUGCAGGUGUGAGAUUUAUUUAGAUGGAACAUAUAUGCAUGAGCAGCUAUGGAAAAUGUCAGCCUUCAUAGAAUAAGCUUAGAGACGUCUACAACGACAGAAGAAUCGAAGUCUCAAAAGUUCUUUCUCAGGGCUGCUCUUGAAACAGCACUGCAAUGCACUGCUUCAUAUUCGGAGCUAGGAGCAAAUGCACAAUCUAGCCUUUGGUGAGUCUGGAGGAAGAUAGAGAGAGGGAGAAAACCGUCUGGAUUUGAAUUGUGAGAUCUGGACCCAAGCCUUGUAAUGAUGGGUGAAGAAGGCCCUCCCAGUUUGGAGUACAUCCAGGCCAAGGACUUGUUCCCCCCAAAAGAACUGGUUAAGGAGGAAGAGUAUUUACAGGUCCCAUUCAGUGUGCUGCAGGGUGAAGGUGUGGAGUAUUUGGGCCAUGCUAAUGAUGCAGUGAUCGCCAUCUCCAACUACCGGCUUCAUAUCAAAUUGAAAGACUCUGUGAUCAAUGUGCCUUUGAGGAUGAUGGAAAGUGUGGAGAGUCGGGACAUGUUCCAACUUCACAUCAUCUGCAAGGACUCCAAAGUGGUCAGGUGCCAUUUCUCCACCUUUAAACAGUGCCAGGAAUGGCUGAAGAGGCUGAGCCGAGCCAUUGUCCGCCCUGCAAAGCCUGAAGACCUGUUUGCAUUCGCCUACCAUGCUUGGUGCUUGGGGGUCUGUGCUGAUGAGGAGGAUCAGCACGCACAUCUGUGCCACCCAGGAGACCACGUGAAAUACCGAUUUGAGAUGGAAGUUGUGAGGAUGGACUUUGACUUGCAGAAUGUCUGGAGAGUUUCUGACAUCAACAACAAUUACAAACUCUGUACCAGUUAUCCUCAGAAGCUGCUAGUUCCUGUCUGGAUCACUGACAAGGAGCUGGAGAAUGUGGCUUCCUUCAGGUCUUGGAAAAGGAUUCCUGUAGUUGUGUACAGACACCAGCCCAAUGGAGCUGCAAUCGCACGCUGCAGCCAGCCGGAAAUCAGCUGGUGGGGCUGGCGCAACGCUGAUGACGAGUAUCUUGUGACCUCCAUCGCUAAGGCCUGUGCCUUGAACCCUGGAGCAAAGACAGCCAGUGGAACUCUCCACAAUGGCCCCAGCGAAGGCACUGAGGCCAGCGACACAGACUUUGAUUCCUCGCUGACGGCUUGUUCGGGUGUGGAGAAUGCAGGAGCUCCUCAGAAGCUGCUGAUCCUGGAUGCCAGAUCCUACACCGCAGCUGUUGCCAACAGGGCAAAGGGAGGGGGCUGUGAAUGUGAAGAGUAUUACCCAAACUGCGAGGUGGUGUUCAUGGGCAUGGCCAAUAUCCACUCCAUCAGGAACAGCUUCCAGUACCUGCGCGCUGUCUGCAGCCAGAUGCCAGAUCCGAGCAACUGGCUUUCAGCCCUGGAGAGCACCAAGUGGCUGCAGCACCUCUCCGUCAUGUUGAAGACAGCAGUUCUGGUCUCAAAUGCAGUUGACCGAGACGGGCGUCCAGUGUUGGUUCACUGCUCAGAUGGCUGGGACAGAACCCCGCAAAUUGUAGCACUGGCAAAGAUUCUUCUGGACCCCUAUUAUAGGACCAUGGAGGGUUUUCAGGUGCUAAUUGAAUCAGACUGGCUGGAUUUUGGUCACAAAUUUGGUGAUCGCUGUGGGCACCACGAGAAUGUGGAAGAUCAGAAUGAGCAGUGUCCGGUGUUUCUUCAGUGGCUAGAUUCUGUUCAUCAGCUGCUCAAGCAGUUCCCCUGCCUGUUUGAAUUUAACGAAGCUUUCCUGGUGAAGCUGGUGCAGCACACAUACUCCUGCCUGUAUGGGACCUUCCUGGGCAACAACCCAUGUGAGCGAGAGAUGCACAACAUUUACAAACGCACCUGCUCAGUGUGGUCCCUCCUGAGAGCUGGCAACAAGAACUUCCACAAUCUCCUCUACAUGCCUGGCACCGAGCAGGUGCUGCACCCAGUGUGCCAUGUGCGAGCACUACAUCUGUGGACAGCAGUGUACCUUCCAGCAUCAUCCCCCUGUCCGCUAGGGGAGGAGGGAAUGGACCGCUACCUGCCCCCAGGAUCCCAAAGCCAGGAGUUCUGCGGCAGAUCUCUGGACAGGUUACCAAAGACAAGAUCUAUGGAUGACCUGCUUUCAGCCGGUGACUCCAGCAGCCCGCUGACCCGUACUUCUAGUGAUCCCAACCUGAACAAUCACUGCCAGGAGGUCAGGAUGGGCCUGGAGCCUAGACAUGCCAGCACAGAGGGCCCCGAGCUGCACCCUGAGGAAGGCACCGUGGUGGCUGUUGGAGAAACACACCAGGUGCCAGUGGAGCAGGGGAAAACUCACCCCCUGCAAACCAGCAACAGCUUCAACAGCCACACUGAUCAUCAAGCGCAUUGCAAGCCGCUUAGUGACUGGGUGCCUCCACCAGCAAGCAAUAUCUUUCCAGAGACAGAAAUGGGAUGGAGGGUGAAUGUGGAGGAUGUAGAUGGCAUCAGCCCAGCUCCAAACCAUUCUGGACAGGAGAACGUCUGCAGGACUUGUGUCAGAGUUGUGGAGCAGCUUGAAACAUGCCCCCAUAAUCCUUCAAAAGCAACUGGCCUGGAAUCUGAUGGAAGCUGGAAUCUUGUGAAACCCCCCCACCAAGACACCCUAAAUCCUGCAGUGGGCAUUCCCAGCCAGGACACCCCUGCACCAAGUGUCUCUCCUCAGAACAACCCAAGCCCCAUACCAGGCAUCCCCCAUCAAUAUAAAGACACUGGCAAAAGUGGGAGCAGCAGAAGUGGGCACUGGGAGGAAAUGGGCCGGGUGGGGAUGGUGCCACUGGAGCUAUGGCAAAGGCCCAUUUCCCAGAGCCAGACCAGCGAGUUCUCUCUCCUGGGUUCCAACUGGGACAGUUUCCAGAGGAUGGUGACCUCACUCCCUGGUGGGGAGACAGUAACCAGGCGGUUGAUUUCCUAUGGGUGCUGUAACAAGAGGUUGAGCAGCAAACAGUUGCGGGCGCCAGGGUUCUAUCUCAGUAGCCAGUGGCCUCCAAGAGAAGGUGUGAAACCACCAGUCUGCAGUGCACAUUGUGCAGGCCCUGAAGGGAAGCCUAGCCGGCCAUGGCUACCCUGCCACCUGAAGCAGGUGUCUGGCUCCAAACAUGUGCCACCAAGCUGCCCUUCCCCUGUGCCUCCUCUCUACCUGGAUGAUGACGGGCUCCCCUUCCCUACAGAUGUGAUUCAGCACAGGCUGCGACAGAUCGAAGCCAGCUACAAGCAGGAAGUGGAGCAGCUGCGCAGGCAGGUGCGAGAGCUCCAGCUUAGGCUGGAUAUACGUCACUGCUGUGCCCCCCCGGCUGAGCCACAGAUGGACUAUGAAGACGACUUCACCUGUCUAAAGGAAUCGGACAGCAGUGACACCGAGGACUUCUACUCUGAUCACAGUGAGGACUGCCUGUCUGAAGCAAGCUGGGAGCCUGUCGAUAAGAAGGAGACUGAGGUCACACGUUGGGUUCCAGACCAUAUGGCCUCACACUGCUUUAACUGUGAUUGUGAAUUUUGGAUAGCUAAGCGAAGGCAUCACUGCAGGAAUUGUGGGAACGUGUUCUGUGCUGGCUGCUGCCAUCUGAAGCUGCCCAUUCCUGAUCAGCAGCUCUACGACCCAGUCCUUGUCUGCAACUCCUGUUACGAUCACAUCCAGGUGUCUCGUGCUAGGGAGCUCAUGAGCCAACACCUGAAGAAACCCAUCGCCACAGCAUCCAGUUGAAUGCCAGACAAGGACGCUGUCCAUGCCAAGCCUUUUUGCUCACAGAUUUGAGGGACGGCUCUGCCUCCAGUGGAAUUGUGAAGGUCUUUGGUGCAGCAUUUGAAUACCAAACUCAAAUGCAUUGUCUUCAGCAAUCCUCCUUGAUCCCAUAUCCGUCUGAAGCAGAGGAAUUGAGAUGGGCCCAUCUUGGUACCAGUGUACUUAUAGCUGAAGACCUAGGGCUAAAUAGGAGACCACAAGCUCUUUCUCCUAUGGAUUGGAAAGUGAUGCUUUCACAGAUACUGCCUGUACAAGUACCCCAAAGCAAUAGAAAGGUAUGUUUAGAAUCACUCUUCUUUCCACCCUACAAAAGGCAGUUUGCAUUGUACAAGAAUGAAGAGGGUGGAUUCCGAAUGGUACCUCUGUGUCCCUUCAGAAAGGCUCAGCCUUGAGGUUCCACUGCUUCUCUUUCCAUGGAGUUUGAUUUGCAGGCUGGCUUUGUGGAUGAGGGGUCUGAACUCAUUAGCAAUCCCUGGGUUAACCUUCUCUUGGAUGCGGAAAAGGAAUUCCUUCUCUCUGAAGACAAAAUGGGGCCUCUCUGCAAGGCCAAGCAGAUCUCUGUCAAUGUCCGGGUCCUGCAGAGAGUGGUGAAUGCACUAGACUAGACUGUCCCCCUGCAGUACUGUGUGGGGAGAGGGGAGAAUGGUUUGUUCUCUUCUUGCUCUGCCUGUCUACUUCUAGUCUCUCGCAGUGUCACAUCCUGGUGCUAACACAGGAAUGACCGUGAUUCUGUCCUGGGAUGGAAACAUAACUUGUGUUCCUGUGUUGCUCCUUCUCCCCUUUGCUGCCUCCAUCUCCUCCUUUUCCUGUUGCUCUUUAUCCUGAAAACUUGACAUCUUGAGGGUAGGCCAUAGUGUGUCAUUUUACCUCCUGGAAUGUGCUAUUUGGUGUGCGUGAGGGUUUCAGUCCAAAUGCUGCUAUAUAUUUCUGUGCACUUAAUGUAACCCGAAAAAGGGAGAAUGAAGCAGAGAUACCAAAUUGGGGGUAGGGAGAAAGCCGGCCAACAGAGCCUCUACAGUCUGGUUUUUUUUUCCACUGUAAUGUGGCACUUAACCAAAAGGAUACAGUGAUGGGCAUCACAUGCAGCAUAUGUCACUACGUGACAGAAACAGUCUCUGGGUCAUUCCAACACCACUUAAAAGUUUCUCCUGGACUAGACUUCCUUUCCUGUCUGCUGUACAGAAGCCAUAACUUUUAGAGUCACCCUUUUGAAAUCUGUAGUUAUUGCCUCUCUGUUGCUUCCAUAUGCUACACACCAAGCAUCCCAGCUCAUUUUAAGGCAAGCUCACUGGGGUACAAGUUUAGGAAGACAUGAGGUACAAGAUUAAGCUUCUGCUUUUUCCUUGGAUCCUUGUGAGCCAUGUUUGAUCCUUGGUUCCUGAGAAAUCUGGAGAGAUGCUGGUCGGUGCAAUGGAAAGAGCGUGGAACCAUGGGCAUUUUUUAUAGCUGGGUAAAUUGGUUUUCUCCAAAUUAAGAGACCACAGAUACCCUACUUAAGACUCCACAUUGGGAGGGUGGGGGAUAUGAGUCCUCCCUAUCUCGUAAAUAACCAAACACUAGGCUAUUCAAACCAUGUUCUGACUUCCCAGUUCUAUUUGCAGAACCCAGUGGUUUUCAGAUUUCAGUUGAAGGAGUACCAAAACCAAUUAAUUUCCCGCACUUUUACAUUUCCGCCUCCCUGGUUUCCAAUAAUGAAAGUAAAGGUAGCAUCAUCUGAAGAGACUGUAUCUGCUCAGACUGGUUUGCUGUUCCAUACUGGGAGCAAACAACAAGGGUGGGGGGAGAGAGAGAGAGAGAUGUCAUACUUCUGAUUCUCCCCUGCCUUGUACCUUGCAUUAUUUCCACCCCUAGAGGAGAGUGGGCAUAAGACACUGAGCCCCUGGUGUGAGCACAAUUCCCAUUUGGCCUCACCUUCUGCGGGUGGAAGUGACUGCAAGCCAUAAGGCAGCAGAGAGUCAGGGCCCGUAUUCCUGGACAUGUGGAUUCAGACAUGGUUAAUCUAAACUGCUUUCAGCUCUUGUGGGUGUCAGUGUCACAAUGUGCUGGCCAGAACCUCCAAAUCAGUUCAGUAGCGCUGUGACGAACAAUGUGCUGUAAGACUCAAUACAUUUGAAAUAAAAUCUCUAUAUUAGU
This is a messenger RNA of Gopherus evgoodei (Goodes thornscrub tortoise), 5958 nucleotides long. It is a transcript of the gene MTMR4, whose product is annotated as myotubularin related protein 4. The record is from RefSeq and is a predicted model, not a curated record. Gene Ontology annotation, molecular function: metal ion binding; phosphatidylinositol-3,5-bisphosphate 3-phosphatase activity; protein phosphatase binding. Bases 334 to 3786 code for a protein of 1150 amino acids. The transcript has 22 exons. Gene Ontology annotation, biological process: regulation of autophagy; dephosphorylation. Lineage: Eukaryota; Metazoa; Chordata; Testudines; Testudinidae.